Colletotrichum fioriniae is the source of this 2349-nucleotide messenger RNA. The record is from RefSeq and is a predicted model, not a curated record. NCBI's taxonomy places the organism in Eukaryota, Fungi, Ascomycota, Sordariomycetes, Glomerellales, Glomerellaceae.
AUGAGAGCUUGUGAAGGAUGCAGAAGAAGAAAGAUCAAGUGCGACGCGGCCACAACGAACACCUGGCCCUGCUCGGCGUGUAUCAGACUCAAGCUCCAUUGUGUGCGCCCCAAUGGUCAGUACGAUGGCACCUCGACCGACGCCUAUGAGCCUGUUGGGGAUGAGUUCGCUGCCGCCUCAUCGCAACUGCAGAACAGCUUUCGCCAGCAAGUUCCCAUGCAGCAACAGUCCAUGAUGGCCGGGGGCCAGAAGCCCAACCCUUCGAUGUAUGCUGCACAGGGCGCAUAUUCGGAUCCCAACGUCUUUCCACCUGUCCACUACUCCGACCAGCAGGUCCAUCAACAUAACAUGCACUACACUACAGUUUCUCCCUCGUCGUCCAUGAUGGAACAGCCUUACACCGGUCAGAAUGUGUUCCCAACACCGCCUCUUCAGCAGAGUCAACGUCCAGAUUCUCCUCCCGACACUUACUCCAAUGACGGCUCGUACCAGCAAUCAGACCUUGCUGAUCUUCUGGGCUCCCUGAAGGUCAACGAAGCUGGAACAGCACCGUAUCUGAGGAACAAGGCCUCUUUUCUGCAUGAUGAGGAGCCUGCCCUUGAGGACGAGGAGUAUAAGACCCCUCUUCCGCCAAUCAUCACCGGACCGGGCCUCAAGAUUCGCAUUCCGCCUGAACUGAUGCCGGAUGACGAGACGGUCAUGCACUACUUCGAUCUCUUCUUCAGCCACGUGCAUCCCUACGUACCUGUUCUCAGCAAAAGCGUCUUCUAUCACCAGUGGAAUACGAACAGAGAAUCCGUAUCGCCUCUCAUUCUCGAAGCUCUUUUCGCCAUGGGUGGAAGACUGGCCGACGACCCUGCUCAAGGGCAGCAGUGGCUCGCUUUAGCAACAAAGCACGCCGACUCUUUCAUGGACGUACCGAGGCUGAGCACUCUGCAGGCCCUGCUCCUCAUCUUGAAAGCUCGGGAGGCAGCUCCCAAGCGUGGUUACUACUACCGUUCGUGGAUGACGAUUGUCCAGUGUGUUCAAAUGGGCAAGGAUCUCGGUCUGGACGAGCACUACACAGAUCAUCAAGCGGGGAGGCCAUGCCGGACUGAUCUCGCCGUGGAGCUGGAUUCCAUCGAUUUCAGCGUCCCACGUCCAAUUCCCGGAGGCGACGACUCUGAGUACCACAUCACCCGCAACUUCACCUAUUUCGCACGGAUUGUCCGCAACGUCAGCCGCAUGAACACGGCCUAUGGCCACCUCAAGAAGAAGAAGACUAAGGAUUGGGGAGUCGAUCCCGAAUUUGUGCAGCUCAACCCGGCCUUGAAUGCCUGGUUGAACGACCUUCCCGCAGAUUUGUCGGUUACUUUCCCGCCCGAUGGCUCGCCACCAUGGCUUUCCUCACCUUACAUCGGCAACUUGCAUUCCUACUACUAUCUUACCCUGAUUCUGCUUCACCGGCCACAGCUGAAUUUCCUGGACCCGAACGCGCAAGAUGGGCAAUGGAAGCAGCACAUGAUGAUCUGCUAUUCUUCUGCCAAGGCUCUAUGCCGGCUCCAGGAGGCGGUGGCCGUCGUCUCUCCAGACCCUGAUCUGAACACUGAUGCGAGAGAGUUUUUCACGAGACACAUGCGGGUACUCGAAAGGGUCAUGUCGGUUUGGCCGAUGGCCGACCUGCAGAAGCAAGUCGACGCGGUGCGCGAAGCGUUUUCUGCUGACGUCAGGAAACCCUUUGUCCUUAAGCCCAGCUUCCCUUACGGCAGCCCCCAAUCAUCCAACCAUUCCAGUCCUCCUAGGGGUUACAGGCCGGGUAUGGCACGCACUGCUUCCUUGGACCACCAGUUGGACACGCAGAACCUUCAACACUCCCAAGUCAGUUAUACCAGCCACCCCAUUACACCUCCUAUUUCUGCCGGACCUGUGGAUACCAAGAGUGACUCGCCUGCUAUACAGUCACUCGUCAUGAUGGCAAGUCAAGGUUCCCAAGCGCCGGGAAUGCAGCAAACCAUGUCGUUGUCGGAUGCGCCAGCGUGGAAUCCCGCACGUAUUUUUGAACAGUGGAACACGUCUUUCGGUACGCCUCAGGUCCAACCACAGCCUUCGACGCUGCCUCCCCAGUCCAAUUCGCUUAGUGUUUCUCCGUCUUCAGGUGCACCCGAAGCCCCGUCUCUCCAAGACAUUCAGGCUGUCAAUGCUACUCUCCCAGUGGCCUCUCAACAGUUGGCGCAGCAAUACUCUGCAGCCCCCGUGCAGACUUUUGUCUCGCCGGCGAUGUGGCAGGAGUCCGUGGCCAGUGUCUACGAAGGCGGUCUCAAGCGGGCCUGGGAUUACGAUGGCAGUGGUCCUAUGAUGAAACGGCGAUGA